Molecule: messenger RNA, 3831 nt
Organism: Cyclocybe aegerita
Lineage: Eukaryota; Fungi; Basidiomycota; Agaricomycetes; Agaricales; Hemipholiotaceae
Source: the annotation of a GenBank genome assembly
AUGGCCACCUAUCCAACAUCGCUCGCCCCGCAGCUCAACCAGGUCCCAGAGGACGCCGUCGCGGGCAACACGACGCCUUCUCAUGGCGGUAUGAUUGCAGGACACGAGUUUGAUAUGGCCAUCUCGCAGCCACCACAUCCGCAGACACCCCAACACCAGCCAACAACACCCACCCACAACACCCCCCAGUCUGCACCUAGAGGCUCGACAACCAAUUCUCACCGCCCAAGACCGGUCUCCAUGCCGCCACAGUCCUACACCCCUGCCGCUGUGGUUGCUGCACCCAACUCUGCAGCUCAAGAUUCAAGAGAGCGGUCUCAAGUCUCCGGCGAUGAAAACCGGGAGAGAAGGAGGCAUAGGGAGGAUCAGAGCUCGUCAGGGAGGUCGAGCCGGCGGAUUCUGGGUGAUUACACGCUCAGCAAGACCCUGGGGGCUGGCAGUAUGGGCAAAGUCAAGCUUGCCAUCCAUAACAUCACUGGGGAGAAGCUUGCUGUCAAAAUUCUACCACGAGUAUAUCCCAACCCCCCUCCGCAGACCAACGGAACCACCGCCAACAACGACUCCGCCACACGCCAGGCCUCGCGGGACGCCUCGAAAGAGAUCCGGACACUUCGUGAAGCUGCCCUCUCCAUGCUUCUCUACCACCCAUACAUCUGCGGGAUGCGCGAGAUGAUUGUCCAUCAACACCACUACUACAUGGUGUCGGAGUACGUCAAUGGCGGGCAGAUGCUCGACUACAUCAUUAGUCAUGGGCGGCUGCGUGAACGCGUUGCGAGGAAGUUUGCGAGGCAAAUUGGGAGUGCGCUCGAAUACUGCCACCUAAACAACGUUGUUCACCGAGAUCUCAAAAUCGAAAACAUCCUUAUUUCGCAGACGGGCAACAUCAAAAUCAUCGACUUCGGCCUCUCAAAUCUCUAUGACCCCAUCGGCCACCUCUCGACGUUCUGCGGCUCUCUCUACUUCGCAGCUCCGGAACUGCUCAAUGCUCGGGUGUACACCGGACCCGAGGUCGACGUGUGGAGCUUUGGCGUCGUCCUCUACGUGCUGGUCUGUGGCAAAGUUCCAUUUGAUGAUCAGAGCAUGCCAGCGUUGCACGCAAAGAUCAAGCGCGGCCUCGUCGAGUAUCCUGUGUGGUUGAGUGCUGAAUGCAAGCACCUUUUGUCACGGGUAUUGGUUACCAAUCCUGCCAACCGAGCCACGCUCGCUGAAGUCAUGAGCCAUCCAUGGAUGGUGCGCGGCUUCACAGGGCCUCCAGCUAUCCAUCUGGUCCAUCGAGAACCCCUUCGACCUGAUGAACUCGAUCGACAAGUGAUCAAAGGCAUGAAGGGGUUUGAAUUCGGAACGGAGGAAGAAAUCGAACGGAAACUGGUCCACAUUCUCGAAUCGGAUGGGUAUGUUCGUGCUGUUCAGUAUUGGGAACGGAAACGCAGCAUCGGGAACUUGAACGGCAAUGCCAACACAAGCAUCAAUGGGAACGGCGGUCGGUGGGGCGAGUCGGUGUCGAAUUCGAGUCUCGCAAUCUCAUUCGAUAGCCAUAGUGCGAAGAACGAGUCUCUCGCGCCGAAGAAGUCGCGUCGAUUUUCUGGUUUCGAUUACUACAGGAAGAAGCUAUUCUCGCCAGCUUCAUCACCACCGGGGAGCCCACUUAAUCCAAACCGCGAACCCCUCGAUCCAACAAGGGGUUUCCACCCUCUCAUCUCGAUGUAUUACCUUGCUCGAGAGAAGUUGGAACGCGACCGUGUGUAUGGUCCUGGUCAAUUUGCGAGUUCGCAGCUUUCGAUCACAGGAGACCCAGCAAAUGCCAUCGCCACGAGCGUCAUGACCCCACAAGAGGAUGGAUCUUUGCGUCAACAGCAAUACAACGCCACCAAUCAACCGCAUUUCAGUGCUCCUUCUCCAGCCGCCACUAGGAAAGACCCAGUCCCGUCCGCGAAAAGCAAAGCGGAUUACAGCAUGCCACUACCCCGCCUUCCUGCUCCAGAAACCUCACAUUAUUCCGGCUUGUCGUAUGACAAUACCGUUGCGCCAUCACCAACCACGCCGAGUUUCGCUCAACCUCGUCCAAGAGAUCCGGGCUUGCCACCACCAUCACCCUCGGCCCAGCAGAGGCAGCAUAUCGAGAUUGAUCAAUCGUCAACGUUGGGUCCCAAACGAAAUCUCCCUCGUGCACCUCCUCCAAGCACACAUCGUCGCAGUCACAGCAUGAGCCAACGGCCCACUGUUCUAUCUCGCGGAUGGGGUGGGAUGUUCGGCAGUGCCAGCGAGGUUCCUGACGAGGUCGGCGUGAAUCGCGCAUUGCCCGAGCCGCCGAAGACCGUUGGUCCUGAUACGUCGAACUUUGGGGACCGUCUCAAGGUUGAGGAGGAUCAUGAGAAGGAGAGGCACUCGCACGACCAUGCGUCACCGUUAUCUUCCGGAGCGACCCUUGUUCGCAAGUUUGGUAGCUUGCUUGUCGGUGGAAGAGGCGAUGACAGUCGGAAACAGGGUACAAUCACGAAACGCGGCACGAUCCUGGGUGGAUUAUCUCCACGACCUUCAGGCGACUCGAAGUCGGUACUCAGCCCAGGCGAUGAGAAGCCAUCGCAGCCUCAACAUCAGCCGCAAGUUGAGCUCAACGAGAGGGAGGAUACGACGCCGACGCCGACAUCACCCAGCAGAUCGGUCUCUCAUAGCAGUAGCCAGCCCGCUGGUAGCUUGCAUCGCCGCGCUGCGACUAUCUUGGACCCUCAAGGUAGGACAACACGACACGAACGACGGAGCAGCACAGGCGCAGCACUCAUGGGAAACACGUCGCCUACUGGUGGUGGCACGAUAGGUCGUCAUAGACGGCCAUCGACUGGCUACAGCAGCUCGGGUCGGCCAGCUGCGGAGAGAUUAUUCUCGAAGGCUGAGCCGGGCGCGGAGAGCGAUAUGGCCGAGAAGAGGGAAGAAGAGGAGGGCGCGGAUGCACAAAAUGGUGUUGAAGAGGAAGUCGCGGAGACGUUCAAAGAUGAGAGCGAGAGGCAUCAAAAUGAUAAGGACUUCAAGCCUGUGUUCUUGAAGGGGUUGUUUAGUGUGGCGACUACAUCAACGAAAUCGCCUUCUGUAAUUAAGGCUGAUGUUCGGCGGGUUCUCGAUCGCAUGCAAGUGCAAUAUCGCGAGACGAAGACGGGCUUUGAAUGCAUACACCUACCAUCGAUUGACCUCUCGUCGGUCGAGACACCAACCAUUAGAGGUCAUCAGCAGCAUCCAUCCUCUACGUCAGGCGAGACGUCACCUAUGACCCCCAUUCAGAGUCGGCCAUCCAUCGUCAAAAAGGCAUCCAAACUGUCCUUUGGUAUGAAGCGCGAGAAGGGCAAGGAGCGCGAACAUUCUAUCGAUAAGGAGAAGGAGAAAGAGGGAAAGGAGAAGGAGACACCGAGCAGACCUUCGGGUGGUACGACGCUGACCACAACACCAACUGACGGACAGGCUCAAGCACAGCCACAAACAAACGGGCUCUCGCCAACAACACCUCAACCUGAGCAAGAGUCUCCUCCUCGGUCGCACUCGCCCGCAGCAAUGUCGACCAUUGCAUCAACGAAAGGAAAAGUGCUGCCACCCAUCCCACGCGACUUUGGUGGUCGAGCGACGUCUCCUCUGCCACGCAGCCCAAGCCCACUGCCAACUGGCGAAGUUGACAAGGAGGUGUUUGAGAGCAUGGGCAACAACAGCCUAAGCGUACGCUUUGAGAUCAACAUUGUCAAGGUACCGUGGCUGCCUCUUCACGGCAUUCAGUUCCGUCGUGCUGGUGGAGAUGGAUGGCAAUAUCAGAUGCUAGCUAGGCGGGUCCUGACUGAGCUCAAAUUAUGA